Molecule: messenger RNA, 508 nt
Organism: Hydra vulgaris (swiftwater hydra)
Lineage: Eukaryota; Metazoa; Cnidaria; Hydrozoa; Anthoathecata; Hydridae
Product: COX assembly mitochondrial protein homolog
Cellular component (GO): mitochondrion
Source: RefSeq, a predicted model, not a curated record
AUUUUUUUAUAUACUGUACUUUAAAGCCAGACAAAAUAAAUACAAAAAUAACUACAAAUAAAAUAAAUUUUCUAAAAAUACCUAGUAUGGAACAAAAUACUCAGAGAUUUGUUGCACCAUGGGCUUCAGGUGAAAAGCUUCGCAAAGUUGAAUCUGAGGUUCUUAUUCCAAACUUAAUGAAAAAAAAAGCAAAAGUUUUAUGUCAAGAUUAUAUGAAGGCUUUUGAUGCGUGCUCUAAAGGAAGAGUGUUUUCUUUAAUGUGGUCUUGUAAAGGCGAAGUCCAAGCUCUCAGAAAUUGCAUUAGUAAUGAAUUAGAAAAACCUGAUCUUUAUUCUGAGGCAAAAUUGGAAUAUUUAAAAGAGCGUGAAAAAUUUCAGGAAGAAUAUGUAGAAACUGGAAGUUUAAAAAAAAAGAAAAAAGAAAUCAGGAAGGAAGAAAUUUUAUAAAGCAGAAUCUAAAUGAAAAUUAUUUGUAAAAGAAUCAUUGAAGAAUUUGCUUAAGAUCUAGA